Molecule: messenger RNA, 4814 nt
Organism: Olea europaea var. sylvestris
Lineage: Eukaryota; Viridiplantae; Streptophyta; Magnoliopsida; Lamiales; Oleaceae
Product: clustered mitochondria protein
Exons: 29
Coding region: 194-4459 (1421 amino acids)
Biological process (GO): organelle organization
Cellular component (GO): cytoplasm
Molecular function (GO): protein binding
Source: RefSeq, a predicted model, not a curated record
AAUGAAGAAGUGUAUAAAAAGCAGUCAAAAAAUCCGCCGUCUCUGAGCCACUUCUCUCCGUUCUCUUCUUCACCUCAACCCCUAAACCCAAAAAACCCAUUUACCCGCACGUCUUACACGAUUUAUUUUGCCAUUUCUUGAAUCUAAUCAAUUUUUCGAGGUUUGAUUCCUGUCUUUCCCCGUAGGGGAUAAAAUGGCGGGCAAAUCGAACAGGGGGAAGAAUCGCAAAGGGUCACAGCAAAGUGCUGCAAAUUCUUUAGAGCAGACACUGCCAUCUGAUGUUCCACUGAAUGAUAGCUCGAGUGGUUCCGAUGCCAAUGGAAUUGUCACUGCUACUGAUUCAACUAACAUGGACUCAGAGGUGAAGGACAAGCAAAAUGCAUCCCAUGAGCCCCAGCGUAAGCAAGCUGACAUUCAACUUUAUCCUGUUUCUGUGAAGACACAAGGAGGCGAUAAGCUUGAGCUUCAAUUGAGCCCUGGAGACUCUGUGAUGGAUGUGAGGCAAUUUCUUCUUGAUGCCCCUGAGACGUGUUAUUUUACUUGCUACGAUUUGUUACUGCACACAAAGGAUGGCUCUGUUCAUCAUCUAGAAGAUUAUAAUGAAGUUUCUGAAGUUGCUGAUAUCACUUCUGGAAACUGCUUUCUGGAGAUGGUUGCUGCAUUAUAUGAUGAUAGAUCCGUCAGGGCUCAUGUUCAUCGCACAAGAGAGUUGCUUUCUCUUUCAACAUUGCAUUCUUCUCUGUCCACGACGCUUGCACUACAACAUGAGACGGGGCAAAAUACAUCCGGAAAUUUAGGAGAUACUGCAAAAGCUGAAGUGCGAGAACUUGACAAUUUGGGUUUUAUGGAAAGCGUCUCCGCUUCACUUACUAAUUUGUUGUCAUUGCCUUCCAAAGAGAUCAAAUGUGUGGAGAGCAUUGUUUUCUCUUCAUUUAAUCCUCCUCCUGGCUACAGAAGGCUUUCUGGAGACUUGAUUUAUUUGGACGUGUUGACCCUCGAAGGAAAUAAAUAUUGUGUUACCGGAACAACCAAGGGUUUUUAUGUAAACUCAAGCUCUGGGAACAUUCUAGAUCCAAGGCCAAGCAAAACUGCUUCCGAAGCAACAACCCUCAUUGGACUUCUGCAGAAGAUUAGCCCUAAGUUCAAGAAAGCUUUUCGUGAAAUUUUGGAGCGGAAGGCCUCUGCACAUCCUUUUGAAAAUGUUCAGUCUCUGUUGCCACCUAAUUCAUGGCUUGGAUUGUAUCCUGUUCCCGAUCACAAACGUGAUGCAUCGAGGGCAGAAAAUUCGCUGACUCUUUCUUUUGGAAGUGAGUUGAUUGGCAUGCAGAGAGAUUGGAAUGAAGAGUUGCAGUCUUGUCGUGAGUUCCCACACACGACACCUCAGGAAAGGAUCUUAAGAGAUAGAGCUCUCUACAAAGUGACCUCUGACUUCGUUGACGCUGCGACUAGUGGUGCAAUUGGAGUGAUUAGCAGAUGCAUUCCACCAAUCAAUCCAACUGAUCCAGAGUGCUUUCACAUGUAUGUUCACAACAAUAUAUUCUUUAGUUUUGCUGUUGAUGCGGACCUUGAGCAGUUGCCCAGAAAGCAAGCGUUGGCAGAGAACUCUAAGAUUGAGAACACUGCUCUGUCACAGAGUUUGUGUGAGAAGUCAACCAGCAAUGUGCCGCAAGGUACAUCUAGCAUUUCUGAUGGGGAUGAAUCUGGUGUCCCCAAGGCCGAAAAUAGUAAUGGCGAAGAGGCGCUGUCUCCUGAUGUGCCUGCUGAGGCUCAGUUGGCUGAAAGUGAGCAAGCCACAUAUGCAAGUGCAAAUAAUGAUCUGAAAGGCACCAAGGCAUACCAGGAAGCUGAUGUUCCUGGAUUGUACAAUCUUGCUAUGGCGAUUAUUGAUUACAGAGGUCAUCGAGUGGUAGCACAGAGCGUCUUGCCUGGCAUCCUUCAAGGGGAUAAAUCAGACUCCCUUUUGUAUGGUUCUGUUGACAACGGCAAGAAAAUUUGCUGGAAUGAAGAUUUUCAUUCCAAGGUUGUCGAAGCUGCCAAACGUCUUCAUCUGAAAGAGCACACUGUCCUUGAUGGAUCUGGAAAUGUUUUCAAACUAGCUGCACCAGUGGAAUGCAAGGGCAUUGUUGGUAGUGAUGACAGGCAUUAUCUCUUGGACUUGAUGAGAGUCACUCCUCGUGAUGCUAACUAUACUGGACCUGGUUCUAGAUUUUGUAUAUUGAGACCUGAAUUGAUAACCGCUUUUUGCCAUGCUGAAGCGGCUGAGAAGUCGAAAUCCAAAUGUGAAUCAGAAGGGGAUGUUCCCCUUGCCUCCAAUUCUUCAAAUGUGAAUAAUGUUGACCUUGUAAAAGCUGUGGAAAAUGCUGCAUCAGAAGGAUCUGAUACACAGGAUAAUGCAGAAGGUGAAAAGCGGACAUCACAAGAAUGUGGUUCUCAGUCUAGUAUUAAAGAUUCAACUGAAGAGAUGCAGUUCAAUCCUAAUGUCUUUACUGAAUUUAAGCUUGCUGGGAGUCAAGAGGAGGUAGCAGCAGAUGAGGAAAACGUGACGAGAGCAAGUUUGCAUCUUAAAGAUGUUGUGCUACCGAAGUUGAUACAAGAUCUUUGCAAGCUCGAAGUUUCACCUAUGGAUGGACAAACUUUAACCGAGGCACUCCAUGCUCAUGGGGUUAAUGUCCGAUAUAUUGGAAAAGUUGCUGAAGGGACCAAACAUUUACCUCACUUGUGGGAUCUUUGUUGCAAUGAGAUUGUUGUCAGAUCUGCAAAGCAUAUUCUUAAGGACAUCUUAAGGGAUACAGAGGAUCAUGAUCUUGGGAAUGCAAUUUCACAUUUUUUCAAUUGCUUGUUUGGAGAUAUCCAGACUGUUUCUGUUAAAGUUGUUGCAAACAAUACACAUUCCAAAAAUUCAAAGAAGAUGUUGCAGGCUCCAGGGAAGUCUUCCAAGGAACAAGCCAAGUAUAAAAAUGGAGAAUCCACAAGAAAGAAGCAAUCAUCAUACUUGAGUAUUACAUCAGAUAGUUUAUGGUCUUUAGUCCAGGAGCUUGCACAAACCAAAUACCAGUUUAACUUGCCAGAAGAUGCAAGAAUGCUGGUGAAGAAGAUUUCAGUUAUUAGGAACCUUUCCCAAAAGGUUGGAAUCACCAUCGCUGCUCGCAUGUAUGCUCUUGAUGCUGCAGUGCCUUUCCAGGUUUCAGAUAUUUUGGAUCUUCAACCAGUAAUAAAGCAUUCAAUUCCAGUUUGUUCCGAAGCUGAGGAUCUCAUAGAAACUGGAAAGGUGCAACUAGCUGAGGGAAUGCUUAGUGAAGCCUACACACUGUUCUCUGAAGCAUUUACAAUCCUCCAGCAGGUCACUGGUCCAAUGCAUCGAGAGGUUGCUAACUGUUGCCGCUACCUAGCCAUGGUUCUAUAUCAUGCCGGAGAUAUGGCUGGAGCCAUAAUGCAACAACACAAGGAACUUAUCAUAAAUGAGCGCUGCUUAGGAUUGGACCACCCUGACACUGCGCACAGUUAUGGAAAUAUGGCUUUGUUCUACCAUGGUCUUAAUCAAACAGAACUUGCCCUGCGGCACAUGUCACGGGCAUUACUUCUGUUAAGUUUGUCAUCCGGUCCAGAUCACCCAGAUGUUGCUGCAACUUUUAUAAAUGUUGCAAUGAUGUAUCAAGAUAUUGGAAAGAUGGAUACAGCCCUUCGUUAUUUGCAAGAAGCCUUGAAAAAGAAUGAAAGACUGCUGGGAGAGGAACACAUUCAAACUGCUGUGUGCUAUCAUGCUUUGGCAAUUGCAUUCAACUGUAUGGGCGCCUUCAAGCUCUCGCACCAGCAUGAGAAGAAAACAUAUGAUAUUCUCGUUAAACAACUUGGAGAAGAUGACUCUAGGACGCAGGAUUCUCAAAACUGGAUGAAAACAUUUAAGACGCGCGAGAUGCAGAUGAAUGCGCAUAAGCAGAAAGGUCAAGCUUUGAAUGCUGCUUCUGCUCAAAAGGCUAUCGAUAUUUUUAAGGCUCAUCCUGAUCUAAUACAUGCUUUUCAAGCGGCUGCUGCGGCUGGAGGAUCCGGUGCUUCUGGUGCUGCUUCAAACAAACCGGUUCACACUGGUAUUGGUAGUGAAACACUUCCCCGAGGACGGGGUGUAGAUGAAAGAGCUGCUCGAGCUGCUGCAGAGGUUCGAAAGAAAGCAGCUGCAAGGGGUCUUUUGAUCCGACCACAUGGUGUUCCCGUCCAAGCUCUACCACCCCUUACCCAGCUUCUUAAUAUCAUAAACUCCGGAAUGACACCGGAUGGUGUGAACAACGAGGUUACUAAUGGAGAGAAAAAGGAAUCAAAUGGACAUGCUUCAAAUGAACCACAAGUUCCCGAAGAGGACCAAUCCAAACCCGUUGAACAGGAUCGGACUCCGGUUGGAUUGGGCUCCGGCUUGGCUGCAUUGGAUGCCAAAAAACAGAAAACAAAAGCCAAAGCCACGUCUUGAAACUUGAGAUUCAGAGUUUUCUUACUACUGAUGUUCUUCCUUCAUUUUUUCUCAUUGGCCUAAGUCAUAAAUGUCUGCCUAACCAACUCUUCAUAUGAGAUUUGAGCUAAGAAGUGGAAGAUCGUUCAAAUGUAAGAAAAGUGAUUCCCUGGAUUCUAUUUAAGAGACUUUUAGGAAUCUUUUCAAUAUAGCAGUGGCCGGGCGGAGAUCUUGUUUUUUUGUGAAAUUGAAUACUUUUUAUUCCAUAAAAAGUUUGGAUAUCGUAAUUUAUUUGUAGCAUUAGUAGUUGAGUGACGGGUUGUUUCCUUAACAAAGAGUUCUUCAAUAAAAACACCAUUGAUUUUAGCAGAGCUUA